Monoraphidium neglectum is the source of this 612-nucleotide messenger RNA. Its product is annotated as Vacuolar calcium ion transporter. The transcript is spliced from 5 exons. Gene Ontology annotation, molecular function: calcium:proton antiporter activity. Lineage: Eukaryota; Viridiplantae; Chlorophyta; Chlorophyceae; Sphaeropleales; Selenastraceae. Gene Ontology annotation, biological process: intracellular calcium ion homeostasis; calcium ion transmembrane transport. The record is from RefSeq and is a predicted model, not a curated record. The coding region runs from base 1 to 612 and encodes 203 amino acids. Gene Ontology annotation, cellular component: plant-type vacuole membrane.
AUGACGGCCGUGGCCCUGCUGGUGGUGUACUGCGGGUACCUCGUCUUCCAGCUGGGGUCGCACUCCGACCUGUUCAGGGCGCCGGCCGAAGGCGGGGACGACGAUGGGGGCGGCGGCGGGGGUGCCAACGACGAGCACAAGGAAGCGCCCUCCCUCACGUUCGGCGCCGCGCUGGUGUGGCUGGCGGGCAUCACUGUGCUGGUGGCGUUCUGCAGCGAGGCGCUGACCGGGUCCAUCGAGGAGGUGUCCCACGCCUGGGGGCUCAGCCAGAGCUUCCUGGGCUUCAUCGUGCUGCCGAUUGCCGGCAAUGCCUGCGAGCACAUCACAGCUGUUUUUGUGGCCAUGAAGAACAAAAUGGACCUCAGCAUGGGUGUGGCCAUUGGCAGCAGCAUCCAGAUCGGCCUGCUGGCCGUGCCGCUGGUCACCGUCGUGGGCUGGGCCACGCACCACCCCUUCUCCCUGGCGUUCGACCCAUUCAGCGCGCUGGUGCUGGUGCUGAGUGUGCUGCACACCUCCAUCAUGAUCGAGGACAGCCAGUCGAAUUGGCUCGAGGGGCUGCAGCUGGUGGUGACGUACUUCAUUGUGGCUGUGGCCUAUGCCAUGACUACUUGA